Molecule: messenger RNA, 2233 nt
Organism: Eutrema salsugineum
Lineage: Eukaryota; Viridiplantae; Streptophyta; Magnoliopsida; Brassicales; Brassicaceae
Product: protease Do-like 9
Exons: 9
Coding region: 115-1884 (589 amino acids)
Biological process (GO): proteolysis
Molecular function (GO): serine-type endopeptidase activity; protein binding
Source: RefSeq, a predicted model, not a curated record
CCCUAGCCGCGUCGACUUGCAAUUUUCAAUUUUCAAUUUUCAAUUGCAAUUUCGCGUGGAGGAUAAAGACUCAGAGUAAAAUCUAACAUUUUCUCUUCUGGGUCGAGAAAAAAAAUGAAAGAUUCGCAGAAGAGAGGACGCAAACACAAAAGACAAGAUGCUUCAUCGGCGGAAAACGCCGGCGGCGAAGUUAAAGAAAGUUCGGUAAUACAGAUGAACGAAUCGGCGUCGCCUCAAUCCCCUGAGCCUGUUUCGGCUUCCGAAACCAACCCAUCUCCGUCGCGACGCAACCGCGGGAGAGGCAAGAAGCGCCGAUUGAACAACCAAUCUGAAACCACCGAACGCCGCAGCCAGAGGUCGUCUCUUCCUCAUCACCCUGACCAGAAGAACGGCGAUUGCAGCAAUGGGAUUAUUGUUUCAACGACAACGAUAGCGGAAUCGAUCCCUGCUCCUCCGAGCUGGGAAACGGUGGUGAAAGUUGCGCCUUCGAUGGAUGCUGUGGUGAAAGUCUUUUGCGUUCACACCGAGCCUAAUUUCUCGCUGCCGUGGCAAAGGAAACGACAGUAUAGCUCCGGUAGCAGUGGCUUCAUUAUCGGAGGAAGAAGGGUUUUGACAAAUGCACAUUCCGUUGAGCACCACACGCAAGUCAAGCUCAAGAAACGUGGCUCUGACACAAAGUAUCUAGCUACAGUCUUGGCCAUUGGAACUGAAUGUGACAUUGCAUUGUUGACUGUUACUGAUGAUGAGUUUUGGGAAGGAGUAUCUCCUGUGGAGUUUGGAGAUUUACCAGCUUUGCAUAAUGAUGUGACUGUUGUUGGUUAUCCAAUUGGUGGAGAUACAAUCUCUGUAACAAGCGGUGUUGUUUCGCGUAUGGAGAUACUGUCUUAUGUACACGGCUCGACCGAGCUUUUGGGCUUGCAGAUUGAUGCAGCUAUUAAUUCUGGGAACUCUGGUGGUCCUGCAUUUAACGACAAGGGAAAAUGUGUCGGUAUUGCUUUUCAGUCUUUGAAACACGAAGACGCCGAGAAUAUUGGUUAUGUCAUACCCACGCCGGUGAUUAAACAUUUCAUUCAAGAUUAUGAGAAGCAUGAUAAGUACACAGGUUUUCCUGUUAUUGGGAUUGAAUGGCAGAAGAUGGAAAAUCCAGACUUGCGUAAGAAAAUGGGAAUGGAAUCUCAUCAAAAGGGUGUGCGGAUCAGAAGAAUUGAGCCAACGGCCCCUGAAUCACAAGUUUUGAAGCCAUCCGAUAUUAUCCUCAGCUUUGAUGGAGUUAACAUUGCUAAUGAUGGAACUGUUCCAUUUAGGCACGGCGAACGAAUUGGCUUUAGUUAUCUUAUAUCUCAAAAGUACACUGGAGAUUCUGCUCUUGUGAAGGUUCUGCGUAACAAAGAAAUACUCGAGUUCAACAUAAAACUUGCAAUCCACAAGAAGCUAAUCCCUGCACACAUAAGUGGCAAACCUCCCUCUUACUAUAUCGUUGCUGGCUUUGUUUUUACAACUGUCUCUGUUCCAUAUCUUCGAUCUGAGUAUGGAAAAGAAUACGAAUUUGAUGCACCUGUCAAGCUUUUGGAUAAACAUCUUCAUGCAAUGGCUCAAUCCGUGGACGAGCAGCUUGUUGUAGUUUCACAGGUUCUAGUUUCUGACAUUAACAUUGGUUAUGAAGAUAUUGUCAAUACCCAGGUUCUUGCUUUCAAUGGCAAACCUGUGAAAAACUUGAAAAGUUUGGCUGAGAUGGUGGAGAAUUGUGAUGAUGAAUACAUGGAGUUUAAUCUUGAUUAUGAUCAGCUUGUUGUUCUGCAAACUAAGACAGCAAAGGAGGCAACUUUAGAUAUUCUGACCACACAUUGCAUACCUUCUGCUAUGUCUGAUGAUCUCAAGACUUGAAAAGAAACUGAACAGUCGCAGCCACAAACAAACAUGGAAGGUCAGAGAGAGAGAGAGAGAAAGGGAGAGUGAGAGAGAGGAGAGAGAGAAUGAGAGAUUUUGCUUCAUGGAAGGGACACAUAAGCAAAUACAGAGUCAUGGAAGACAAAAAAGAGUCUCGAAAGCUCGAACCAUAUCUUUAAUCUUCUUUGAUUCUUAUACUGUUACCCUUAUGUAUAGGGAAAAUUUGCAAGACGAAUCACGAAGCAUAGAAAAAACUCAAAAAGUCUUAAAAUGAAGUAUGUGUCUCAGAUUUCUGUUUUGUAACUUCUACUUUUUUAAAAAAUUCAAAGUGUUUUUCUUCUUCUUU